This is a messenger RNA of Hyla sarda, 1148 nucleotides long. RefSeq names its product akirin 2 (gene AKIRIN2). Gene Ontology annotation, cellular component: nucleus; chromatin. Lineage: Eukaryota; Metazoa; Chordata; Amphibia; Anura; Hylidae. Gene Ontology annotation, molecular function: transcription coregulator activity. The coding region runs from base 1 to 543 and encodes 180 amino acids. The transcript is spliced from 5 exons. The record is from RefSeq and is a predicted model, not a curated record. Gene Ontology annotation, biological process: positive regulation of innate immune response; positive regulation of transcription by RNA polymerase II.
AUGGCCUGUGGAGCCACCCUUAAAAGGACUAUCGACUUUGACCCGCUUCUGAGCCCGGCGGCCUCCCCGAAGAGAAGGAGAUGCGCCCCCCUGUCCCCCUCAGGUCCCUCCCCACAGAAAUACCUCCGCAUGGAACCGUCACCCUUCGGGGAGGUGUCCUCCCGGCUGACCGCAGAACAAAUCCUUUACAACAUAAAGCAGGAGUAUAAACGCAUGCAGAAGAGAAGGCAUUUAGAAAGCAGCUUCCAGCAGACAGAACCCUGCUCCAGUGACGCCCAGCCACAGCAUUUUUUGCCUGUUGGGCAAAAUUUACCUGGAACGUCUUUAGCAUCACCACUGAGGAAGGAACAGCCACUGUUUACUCUGAGACAGGUUGGAAUGAUAUGUGAACGUCUUUUAAAAGAACGAGAAGAUAAAGUCCGUGAAGAGUAUGAAGAAAUUUUGACCACAAAACUGGCAGAACAAUAUGAUGCUUUUGUGAAGUUCACGCAUGACCAGAUUAUGCGACGAUAUGGGGAGCAGCCUGCUAGUUACGUGUCAUGAAUCUUUCCUCUCCUUUCCUGGCUGUUCUCCCCGUAUUGGUUAUAAAUUGCAGCAAGGCCAUAUUUCCCUACCUUGUGAACACAGCUUAUUUCAAGCUUCUGUCAGUGGCAACCACUCUUAUGCAGCAACUGGUUUCCGAGUGCUCCCUGAUGUCAGUGCCACCUGAAUGUGGAUCUAUGCUACCUGUAUUAUAUACCAGUGGCCUCAUUGCUGUACCAUUUGAAAUCUGGCUUUUUUGUUAAUGUUUUAAAAUGGAUUCAAGCUGGUGUUCAGGAACAUGCCCUGUACCUGUUGUAUAAAUCAGUCCUCUUUCAGUGAGGUUUUUACCAGUUCACUACAAACACAGUGUCCACUGUCUGAACAGUGGCAUAAACAAUGGGACAUUUUUUCUUUUUCUUUUGUAAAGACAUUUAUCAGAUAUGACUCUGGAAAAAAUAAAACCUAGGGCAUGUGCAUUUUAAAGGACUUUUGUGGGGGAGGUAAACCGGAUUUGAUUACUUGUUUUGUAGAUUUUAUUUAUUCUCUCAGUCUUUAACAAAUGUUUAAUGCAUUUUUUUUUUCUGUCUUUAAUUGUUUAACUGCCUUGUAGUACUGGAAUUUAGUUG